This is a messenger RNA of Cicer arietinum (chickpea), 537 nucleotides long. Its product is annotated as bidirectional sugar transporter SWEET2-like. The record is from RefSeq and is a predicted model, not a curated record. NCBI's taxonomy places the organism in Eukaryota, Viridiplantae, Streptophyta, Magnoliopsida, Fabales, Fabaceae. Gene Ontology annotation, molecular function: sugar transmembrane transporter activity. Gene Ontology annotation, cellular component: membrane. Gene Ontology annotation, biological process: carbohydrate transport.
AUGUCUCGGUUUAAUGGUUAUUCCAUUUGUGAAGUUGGCAAGGAUGCAACUGGUAUUGUUGGUACUUUUUCUUUCUCUAUGUGUCAUGGAUAUUUUUAUCACAUGGAUACAGCUGGUAUUACUGAUACUUUUUCUUUCCCCAAUGUGAGAAUGUUUGGAUUAUUGCUGGCAGUUUUGGGAAUAUUUGGGAUCAUACUAGUUGGGAGUUUGAAAAUAACCUAUAGUUCCAUGCGUCGAAUGUUUGUUGGAUUCUUGAGUUGUGCUUCUCUGAUUUCAAUGUUUGCCUCUCCAUUGUUUAUAAUCAAAUUGGUCAUUCGCACGAAGAGUCUCCAGUUUAUGCCAUUUUGUCUUUCACUUUCCACAUUCGUAAUAAGCGCCUCGUUCCUUCUUUAUGAGUUGCUCAGUGAUGAUGCUUUCUUUUAUGUACCAAAUGAGAUAGGUACUAUUUUGGCAAUCAUACAAUUGGUAUUGUACUUCUAUUACAAGAGUUCAUCUAAUAAUGAAUCUAGAGACACCUUGAUGAUGUCAUGUGGAUAA